AUGCAGACACAGUUCUUGUACCAUCUGCUGGGAGUCUGUUUGCUCCUGAUCCAGCUUCCCGGUGAGGUCCCAGGUCGCAGGGUGGCCAAAUCUGUUAAGGUAUGUGGCCGUGAAUAUACCCGUCUUCAUAAUGAGGUCUGCAGCUCCGCCAAUUUGAGGGGGCACAGAAAUGAGUCAAAGCAUGCUCACCGUCACCCAGGUAAAUAUCAACCAGAUUUUCGUUUUACUGAUGUUCCUGACACGAGUAUUUCCUCUCUCCCCAUUCCUUUUUAUAACUUAGAAACAUCAUCCUCCACCAAUCAUAAUGCAGAAGGCUUAAAUAUUAGGGUGGAAUCCGGUUUUAUGUUGCCAGAAAAUCUGAAGUCAGAACUGCCUGGGAAUCAACCUUCACGGAUUGGAAAAAGAUCUGGAUUACAGGAUGCAAAACUUAACUCCGCAGAAUUUAAGAACAUCAAUCUUAAGAAACUGAGUAAAGCAAAACACCAUAAAAAUGACAAUCUCUUAGUAUCAAACAACUUAGCUUUUAAUAAACAUUCCCAGAAAAAGAAACUAAACUCUCAUCAAAUAAAGAAAAAGUGUUGUAUUCAAGGUUGUACGAGACGAGAGAUUGCUAGAUUCUGCUAA
Messenger RNA from Talpa occidentalis (Iberian mole), 624 nucleotides. It is a transcript of the gene RLN2, whose product is annotated as relaxin 2. The transcript is spliced from 2 exons. Gene Ontology annotation, cellular component: extracellular region. The record is from RefSeq and is a predicted model, not a curated record. Gene Ontology annotation, molecular function: hormone activity. Lineage: Eukaryota; Metazoa; Chordata; Mammalia; Eulipotyphla; Talpidae. The coding region runs from base 1 to 624 and encodes 207 amino acids.